This is a messenger RNA of Catharus ustulatus (Swainson's thrush), 3196 nucleotides long. RefSeq names its product mucosa-associated lymphoid tissue lymphoma translocation protein 1-like. The record is from RefSeq and is a predicted model, not a curated record. Gene Ontology annotation, biological process: proteolysis. Lineage: Eukaryota; Metazoa; Chordata; Aves; Passeriformes; Turdidae. Gene Ontology annotation, molecular function: cysteine-type endopeptidase activity.
UCUAGUUCCAUGGACCCCCCUAUUCCAUCAAAGUCCCUUUCAUGGGGCUGGACUAAAGUACCCUGGCUCUUGGCCAAGGCUGUGGGAAUGAGCAGUGUCCCCUGUCCUACCCAGCUCCCAGAAUGGGAGUGUGUGUCACUCCUGGCUGGCUGCCGGUGGCCAGAUCCAGCAGUGCAGCCCAGCCAGCUCCUGUCCUGACACCAGGGAUCUCACUGUUCUACCCCCGAAGUCACCCUGUGCCCAGAGGAGUCCGGUGGGGCACAGGUGCCUGUCACCCUGUCAUCCCCCGACAGCUCGUCCCCUCGGCGUCCCCAGGAGGGAUGGGGGACUGGAGCAUGCCCAUCGGCUCGCUGGGCGAGGAAGUGGUGGCCCGGCUGUGUGAGCUGCUGGAUAACGCGGGCCGGGGCUGGCGCAAGCUGGCCGAGCUGGCUGGGGCCGAGAAACGCUUCAAGUGCAGCGCGGAGGAGCUGGAGAUGUGCUCGCUGAAGGUGCUGGAGCCCCGCGGCAGCCCCACACAGUGCCUGCUGCAGCUCCUGGCCGAGCGCGACUGCACCCUCAGGUACCUGCUGGGCUGCCUGGAGCGCAUGGGGCACGAACAGGCCUGCCGAGUCCUCAGCUCCGCCGUCCAGGAUGUGAUUCGCAUCACAGUACAGCCAGAGUCACAGGUGGCAGCGGAGGGGACACAAGUGUCCCUGACCUGCUGCGCGACCGGCCCACCAGGGCUCACGUACCAGUGGUUCUGUGGGAGGCAGGAGGUGCCUGGAGCCACUUCCCCAGAGCUGGUGAUUGACACGGCCAGCCCAGCGGGCCAGCCUGAGUGGUACAUCUGCCGGGUGAACUGUGGGGCCACCUUCACCUUCUCCAGGUGGGCUCAUGUCCAGGUGGAGAAGAGAAGCAGCCCGAGCUCAGGUGGCCAGUGGCUAUUGCCCAACUAUGGCAGGGCUGCAGAUCCUGCGGCAGCCACGGCCAUGCCGCCUGGCCGAGGGGGACACGCUGGUCUGGAGUGCAGAGCCAUUGGCAACCCCCCGCCUCAGUACCAGUGGUUCAGGAACCGGCGCCCCGUGGAAGGGGCACAGGCACCCCAGCUCCAGGUGAAAUUGGUGACAACAGCCGAGCGGGGCAGCUACUCCUGCCGCGUGUUCAACCUCUUCCACGAGAUGUGGAGCCAGGAGGUGGACGUGGAGAUUGGCCCACGGCUCUUCACUUCUGGAGGCUCCUGGCAGGAGGGGGAUGGAGGGUCCCCAGAGCACGGCAGCCCUGGACAGCUGUAUGCCACGGACAAAGUGGCACUGCUGAUGGGCAACAUGCACUACCUGCACCACAAGCAGCUGCAGGCGCCCAUUGUGGAUGUUCACGCCCUCAGUGCCCUUCUCCGCCAGCUCGACUUCAAGGUGGUGUCACUGCUGGACCUGCGCAAGGCCGAGAUGCAGAUGGCCGUUGAUGAGUUCCUCCUCCUCCUUGACAAGGGUGUCUACGGUUUACUCUACUAUGCUGGGCAUGGCUAUGAGAAUUUUGGCAACAGCUUCAUGGUGCCCAUUGAUGCACCCAGCGCUUACACAUCAGAGCACUGCCUGUGCGUGCAGCGGGUGCUGCGGGAGAUGCAGCAGCGCCGCACUGGCCUCAACAUCUUCCUGCUUGACAUGUGCCGCAAGAGGAACCUCAAUGAUGACAUAAUUCCGCAGGUUGGGGCACUGGAAGUCACAGCCAACAUUGUCUUUGGCUAUGCCACGUGCGCGGAUGCUGAAGCCUAUGAGCUGAACCAGGGUGAGCUCUCCAACGGCAUCUUCGUCACCUUCCUCAAGCGUUGGCUGCUGGAAGAUGAGAAGAUCACGGUCCUGCUGGACAAGGUGGCCGAGGACAUGGGCACUCUGGAGAUCACGCGAGGACGGCAGGCCCUGGAGCUUCGCAGCAACCUCUCAGAGAGAAGGGCUCUGACAGACCCCAUCCGCCCUCCGGGCCAGGACGAGUCCUCUGCCAGGAACUUGCAGUGGGCCAAAGCUCAUGUCCUACCAGAGAGCCGGCACCUCCGCUUCGACUGCGGUGUCACCGUCCAGCUGGGCUUCGCGGCUGAGUUCUCCAACAUUAUGAUCAUCUACACGCGUGUGGUGGCUGCCCCCAAGGACAUCACCAAGUGUGAGGCCCGGCUCACUGAUAUUCCCGAGGAGCUGGAUGUGGACCUCAAAUGCACCAACAAGGAGAGCCCAGAGGAGCUGGGCAGUCCACUGGCAUCUGUCUGGAGCCUUGGCUGCCCCUCCUGCUGCCUCUACAGCCGGAUCUGUGGCUUGCAGAAGCUGCGGCAGGAGCUGGCCUUCACCGUGUACCUGCAGUUCCGCUACCAGGGCAUGGAUGACUUCGUGGAGGAGCGGCAGCAGGUGAACGUGGGACGGCCACUCAUUGCCAAGCUCAACCUCCAGCGGGCAGCCUCCCCCUCACCACCCCACAGCCCCCUCUUUUCCUCUCCCUCUGGGAGCUGGGGGGUGGUGGAGACCUCAUGGGUCAACACCCCUGAGGAGAACCUGAGCCCCGAGGGCCCCAGCUCCCACACCCUGUAGAGGGACAGUGAGGCACAACCCCCCACCGUCUGUCCUGCUGGGGGCCAGGGGAUGGAGGGUGUGCAGGUGGCAUGCAGAGAGGCUGGGCUCCAUCCCAGCCUGUGCCAAGGAGCGCAGGUCUCACAGCACAGCACGACUGGGACUGCGGGCCCCCACCACACGUCCCUGGCAUGGCAGUGUCACCCCCACAUCCCUCGGCAGUGCCAGCCCCAUGUGUCAGGCCACCAGCGGGCAGCGCUGGGGCACAGUGCCCAGGGACCACGGCUCAGCGGGCUCGAGGCGUCGUGCCGGGGCAGGGCUAGGUUCGUUCAGGCCUGGGAGAAAUAGAGAGAAAUAAGCAGCUUAUGGGGCAAAUCCCGCGGGUGGAGAUUACAGGGGGUGGGAGCGGGAGGGCUCCUGUUCGGCCACAGCCCCCAGCGCUCCUAGGAGCGCCUCCUCGUCACCGUACAACCCCAGGAACCGGCUCCAGCUGGGCAGUGAGCGAUUUCAGGACAGAAUUGGGAUCUAAGGGGGGAAAAAAUACCUUUUUGCUUGGAUUUUUCCCACACAAACCCCCACAUGCCGGGGCAGGCUCCAAUGAGCAACGUGCCAAUAAAGUGGUCUGGCCAGGCGGCUCGGCGCUUCUGCGCCCUCCCAGCGUUUAA